Messenger RNA from Camellia sinensis, 2673 nucleotides. RefSeq names its product phospholipid:diacylglycerol acyltransferase 1. The record is from RefSeq and is a predicted model, not a curated record. Gene Ontology annotation, biological process: lipid metabolic process. Lineage: Eukaryota; Viridiplantae; Streptophyta; Magnoliopsida; Ericales; Theaceae.
AACAGCCCACACAUAACUUCAGCUCUAAGUCACGCCACGCGUCACUCAUCGUUCCCACCUCUCCACAGAUCCAAUUUCCAAACACAAGCAGCCGAUCCCAGCCUCCAUAUCACCACCACAAGCACCGCCUUCAUGUCCACCUCCGGCCACCCCUCCAUACAUAUAACUAUAUAUCUGCAUAGGCAUAUGGAUAGGUCACGGCUUUAAUAGGAUUAGCAAUUGAGGCUGAGUUGAGAUUAUUUAAAGAGUUUCAUUUUCAAUAAUCUCUCUCUCUCUCUCUCUCUCUCUCUCUCUCUACAUCGACUCGUAUAUAUAUAUAUACGUCGAUGUUGAGGCGUAGAAAGGGCUCUGAACCAAAGAAAGCUUCGAAUUGGGAGCCUGAGGAUGAGAAGAGAGAGGAAGAGGGGGAUGAGAAGUCAAAGAAGAGUAAAGUUGAGGUAGAGAGAGGGAGAAAAUUGAAGAAGAAAUGGAGUUGCUUGGAUAGUUGUUGUUGGUUCAUAGGGUUUAUAUGCUCUGUUUGGUGGUUUUUGCUGUUUUUGUACAAUGCGAUGCCUGCUUCGUUCCCUCAGUACGUGACGGAGGCGAUCACGGGGCCUUUGCCUGAUCCGCCGGGGCUGAAGUUGCUGAAAGAAGGUUUAACGGCCAAGCACCCUGUCGUCUUUGUCCCCGGCAUCGUCACCGGCGGCUUGGAGCUCUGGGAAGGCCACCAAUGUGCCGAAGGUUUGUUCAGGAAGAGGCUUUGGGGUGGCACAUUUGGGGAAGUCUAUAAAAGACCCUUAUGCUGGGUUGAACAUAUGUCACUGGAUAAUGAAACUGGAUUGGACCCUUCUGGUGUAAGAAUUAGGCCUGUAUCCGGUCUUGUGGCAGCUGAUUACUUUGCACCGGGUUAUUUUGUGUGGGCAGUUCUAAUUGCAAACUUGGCACGCAUAGGAUAUGAGGAGAAAAACAUGUAUAUGGCUGCAUACGAUUGGAGGAUCUCAUUUCAGAAUACUGAGGUACGUGACCAAAGUCUUAGCAGGAUUAAAAGUAAUAUAGAACUCAUGGUUGCGACCAGUGGUGGGAGAAAGGUGGUUGUAAUUCCACAUUCAAUGGGUGUUCUGUACUUCUUGCAUUUUAUGAAAUGGGUUGAAGCACCAGCUCCAAUGGGUGGUGGGGGUGGAUCAGGUUGGUGUGAUAAACAUAUAAAGGCGGUAAUGAAUAUUGGUGGACCAUUUUUAGGCGUUCCAAAAGCAGUCUCUGGAUUAUUCUCUGCUGAAGCAAAGGAUAUAGCUGUUGCCAGGGCUAUUGCACCAGGUGUUUUGGAUAUGGAUGUAUUUGGUUUGCAAACUUUGCAGCAUGUGAUGCGGAUGACACGUACAUGGGAUUCAACCAUGUCAAUGAUUCCGAAAGGUGGAGACACUAUCUGGGGUGGCCUUGAUUGGUCACCUGAGGAAGGCUAUGAGUGUACUGCCAAGAAAAUGAAGAACAAUGACACUCAGACAGUGGGCCAAAAUGGAAAAGGGAGUUUAAUUAAUACCACACAUGUGCAUUAUGGGAGAAUAAUAUCAUUUGGGAAGGAUGUAGCUGAGGCGCAAUCAUCAGAAAUUGAGAGGAUGGAUUUCAGGGGUGCUGUUAAGGGCAAUAACCUUGCGAACACAACAUGCCGUGAUGUAUGGACCGAGUACCAUGAUAUGGGCAUAGGGGGCAUCAAAGCUGUUGCAGAUUACAAAGUUUACACAGCUGGAUCAAUACUGGAUCUGCUUCAGUUUGUUGCCCCAAAGAUGAUGAAGCGUGGCAGUGCUCAUUUUUCUUACGGAAUUGCUGACAAUUUGGAUGACAAAAAAUAUGAACAUUACAGAUAUUGGUCAAAUCCCUUAGAAACAAAAUUACCAAAUGCUCCUGACAUGGAGAUUUUCUCCAUGUAUGGAGUUGGAAUCCCCACUGAAAGGGCAUAUGUUUAUAAGUUAAGUUCUGCUGCUGAGUGUUACAUUCCAUUUCAGAUUGAUACCUCAGCAGAGGGUGGACCUGGCUGCACUUGUCUAAAGGGUGGCGUUUUUUCCGUUGACGGAGACGAAACAGUUCCUGUCCUGAGUGCAGGUUUUAUGUCUGCAAAAGGUUGGCGUGGAAAGACCCGAUUCAAUCCUUCAGGCAUUGGUACUUACAUAAGGGAAUAUAAUCAUGCCCCCCCAGCUAAUCUUUUGGAAGGUCGGGGAACCCAGAGUGGUGCUCAUGUCGAUAUAAUGGGGAAUUUUGCACUAAUUGAAGAUAUUAUUAGAGUGGCAGCGGGAGCUACAGGAGUAGACUUGGGAGGAGAUCAAGUUUACUCUGAAAUCUUCAAAUGGUCUGAAAGGAUCAACUUACAACUCUAGAUCUCAUUGAUUCUUGUUCAUGUGGAGCCUUGGGCGUCAAGGCACAACUGAAGGCGAUGGUUUUGUGGUGUGAAUUUGUGCUCAAAUUCAAAACUGAGAAAUCAAGGAUCAACUGCUGGCAGAGGUGUCAAGAUAUCUGGCUGUUGUGUACUUGUAUUUUAAUUUUUAUUGAUAUGGGAAGCAUGAAAAUUGGCAUCCAAUGUAACGUAUCCUCUAUCCAAGUCUUUCUACUUUUAGGGUGCUUAAUUUCAAAUUUCCCAGAAAUUUUGAAUAUUCAAUUAUUUUUGUAAAGCUGUAAGUAAUGAAAAUUUUAUGUUAAAGUUUA